AUGAGUCUUAAUUUUGGUUCGCUGCAGUUCUUGGCAUUAGAAUCGCCAUCGCAAGCUGUGCAUCCGGCCGGCACGCCCACGUCUCCUCUCACAUCAUCGUCGCCACCUUUCGUCAUGGCACACUACGCGUCGCUAUAUCACGGCGGCGCUUCCAUGCCGCCGCUGCCUCCGGGGAUCCCCGUCCGCAGCGUAUGGAAAGACAAUCUUGAGCUCGAACUGCGCUUCCUCCAUAGCUUUGUUCAUAACGCCCGCUACGCCGCGGUGAACAUCCAUUACCCCGGCGUCAUACACAACGGCAGUCAGAAGCACACCUCGCAGACGGCUGAUGAGCGAUACAGCGUGGUCAAGGCCAACGUCGACGCUCUCAAGCCCAUCCAGGUUGGCCUCGCCAUCUACAACGACUUCGGCCACAUCGUCGCCUGGGAGUUCAACCUCCGUGGCUUCCACCCGGUGACGGACCCGCACGCCGCCAACUCCGUCGGAUACCUCCAAGAACGCAGCCUAAGCUUCGACGAGCACCAGGUGCACGGCAUCACGGCGUUGAGGCUAGCCACGGGACUCAGUGGCUGCGGCCUGUUCCGCCGGCCGCAGAUAUCCUGGACCACCUAUGCCGGCUUAUACCACGUCGGGUAUCUCAUGAAGUAUCUGUCUAUGGGUAACCAGCUCCCCGACAGUCUAGGUGGGUUCCUCGACAUGGUGAGGCAGUUCCUCGGCCAAGACGUCUACGACGUGGCCCGGAUCGCCGUCGACUGCGCGUUGCCGCCGGGACUGGAGCAUGUGGCGAGCAGCCUCUUUUUGGUUCCGGCGGCCCUGAGCCCUCGGCUCGCCGGCGCGGGCAGCCUACUCGCGCUGUAA
Sorghum bicolor (sorghum) is the source of this 855-nucleotide messenger RNA. Its product is annotated as probable CCR4-associated factor 1 homolog 9. The coding region runs from base 1 to 855 and encodes 284 amino acids. Gene Ontology annotation, cellular component: CCR4-NOT core complex; CCR4-NOT complex; P-body. Lineage: Eukaryota; Viridiplantae; Streptophyta; Magnoliopsida; Poales; Poaceae. The transcript has a single exon. The record is from RefSeq and is a predicted model, not a curated record. Gene Ontology annotation, molecular function: nucleic acid binding; poly(A)-specific ribonuclease activity.